Messenger RNA from Equus quagga, 991 nucleotides. RefSeq names its product liprin-alpha-1-like. Lineage: Eukaryota; Metazoa; Chordata; Mammalia; Perissodactyla; Equidae. Bases 16 to 744 code for a protein of 242 amino acids. Gene Ontology annotation, biological process: synapse organization. The transcript has 4 exons. Gene Ontology annotation, cellular component: presynaptic active zone. The record is from RefSeq and is a predicted model, not a curated record. Gene Ontology annotation, molecular function: protein binding.
GUUCAGGAGUUCUUCAUGACAUGUACCAAACUACCGUUAAGUGGAUGGUUUAGAAGAUUAAAGGAAAAUAAUGAGAUAUGUGCUACUGUGCUUGUGAAAGUGUAUAGAGCGAGUACUCUGCUAACUUGCUUCCUGUAUGCGUGUGAUCGAGUCUUUCACUGUGACUGUCUGGUUAUUUGUAGGCAUGAGUUGCUCGAGGAAGCCCGGAGACAAGGUUUACCUUUUGCACAAUGGGAUGGGCCAACUGUUGUCGUCUGGCUGGAGCUCUGGGUUGGGAUGCCAGCCUGGUAUGUGGCCGCUUGCCGAGCCAACAUGAAAAGCGGGGCUAUCAUGUCCACCCUGUCAGACACGGAGAUCCAGCGUGAGAUCGGCAUCAGCAACCCUCUGCACAGGCUGAAGCUGAGGCUGGCCAUUCAGGCGAUCACGUCCCUCACGAGUCCGUCAGCCCCUCCUACGUCAAGAACGACGCUCGCCUACGGGGACAUGAACCAUGAGUGGAUCGGGAACGAGUGGCUGCCCAGCCUGGGCCUCCCGCAAUACCGCAGCUACUUCAUGGAGUGCCUGGUGGACGCGCGCAUGCUGGACCAUCUCACCAAGAAGGACCUGCGCGGGCAGCUGAAGAUGGUGGACAGCUUCCACAGAAACAGCUUCCAGUGUGGAAUUAUGUGCCUGCGAAGGCUGAAUUAUGACCGAAAAGAACUGGAAAGAAAAAGAGAAGAAAGCCAGAAUGAAAUAAAAGGCUAGUACAUUACGUUUAAUUGAUUUAGCAUAUUUCUGCUUCCCAGUGUAUUAGCAGCCUAAGUGAUUUCCUAGUUUCUUUAAAUUAAAAAUAAUAUUUUUUUAUUGUGGUCAUGAUAGUUUAUAGCAUUGUGAAAUUUCAGUUGUACAUUAAUGUUUGUCAGACACCAUGUGAGUGUGCCGCUUCGCCCCUUGUGGCCACCUUCCACACCCCUUGCCCCUGGUAACCACUAAAUUGUUCUCUUUGUCCGUA